Messenger RNA from Penaeus monodon (black tiger shrimp), 597 nucleotides. RefSeq names its product WAS/WASL-interacting protein family member 3-like. The record is from RefSeq and is a predicted model, not a curated record. Bases 25 to 528 code for a protein of 167 amino acids. The transcript is spliced from 6 exons. Lineage: Eukaryota; Metazoa; Arthropoda; Malacostraca; Decapoda; Penaeidae.
GUGCCCACCAAGGUUUCAUAAAGAAUGAAGGGCGCCAUCUUGCUGUGUUUUGCGGCCGCUGUCGCUGCCUGCAAGCCAAACGUGAGGGAGCCAGCGCCGCCCCAGCGCCAAGAAAGGAUGCCCGCCUUCCUCCCCGCAUCCGAGGACGUCCCGGACGCCCAACGCGCAGAACCUUCUAGUAUUUCGCUCAACUCGCCGCCCUCGCCGCCUCACCAGGCCAUGCCCGCGCCCUACCUCCCAGCGCCCCGGGAGGUCCAGACCCUGAGCGCCCUCCACACCAUGCAGGCCUCCAGUGCCCAGGCAGGACCUCCAGUGCCGCCCUCGCACCGUAACCCUGAAGUGAUGCCAUCCUUCAUCCCGACGCCCGAGGGGAUCCAGGCCCUGCACGCCCUCCAUACCAUGCACGCCCCUGCAGUCAUUCCCAACGCCCGUGCGAGACUUCCCUCCAUGCCUCCUGCAGCUGCACAAUUUAUCGCCACGUACAGAGGUGCCAGCGGUUCUUUUGCUCAUGCAAACCGAUUUGUCUAAGAUGUCCAAUCCGUGAUCUCUCUCAGAAACAGACAGUUUGCUUGUUUUACUUUCUUUUGUCAUUCGUUA